UGUAAUCGGAAACGCUUAAUUUAAGGCGCAGUUACCUCGCGCAACAGCCGUACGCGCGUGUGUGUGUGUAUAUAUAUGUGUUUCUUGGUACGAAUUCAGAGUACGAAAACAUAUAUAUAUACAUUUAUAUACAUAUAUAUAUAUAUACACACACACACUCGCACCCCAACUUCCCUCUGCAGUCCCGCGCCGCCGUUCCGGGACCGGACCCCGCUCGUGUGGACCUUCCAAGGCAGGCAGGGGCAAACUUUUCACAAAAGUUUCCUUCAAACUUUUUUUUUCUCGGGAAUCGCGACCACGUGUCAACUCCGACUUCAGAGGAUCGCGUCGGAUUUCAGGCUGGUCCCUCGAUUUGAAGGCUCCUUCCUAAACCCCCCCUCCCUCACCUCUCCCACCAGGCUGAAGCCUAAAGGCCCAGGGUGUUCCCGAAUUCCUGUUGUCCCUGAGCACUGCCUCCCCAGCAAGACGUCAGCAGUGGAUUCGGGCAGAAACGGCGCACGCAAGGCGACAGAAUGGAGAUGGAACGGUUGUCGUGGGAGGACGCGGAGGCGACGGAGAACAUGGACAACGAGAGCGUGGUGACCAAUGAAAAACUGAUGUAUACAGAGAGUUACGAGCCGUCUGAAUCUACGGCAACGGAGUGCCAGGAGUUCUUGCCUCACUCCUCUGGGAAAAAGCCAAUCGAGUUUACAGAUCAGUUCGAAGGGAAGACCUCGUUCGGGAUGUCCGUCUUCAACCUCAGCAACGCCAUCAUGGGCAGUGGGGUCCUGGGCCUGGCCUAUGCCAUGUCCAACACUGGCAUUGUGCUCUUUGUGAUCCUGCUGAUCUGCAUCGCCCUGCUGUCGGCCUAUUCCAUUCACCUGCUGCUCAAAUCUGCCGGGUUUGUUGGGAUCCGAGCCUACGAGCAACUGGGUCUGAAAGCCUUCGGACAGCCAGGGAAAGUGGUGGCAGCUGUGGUCAUCUCCUUACACAAUAUCGGAGCCAUGUCCAGUUACCUCUACAUUGUGAAGUACGAGCUUCCUCUGGUCAUCCAGGCAUUUCUCCGGCUGCAUGAGAACAAUGGUAUGUGGUACCUCGAGGGGAAGAUACUGAUCGUCAUUGUCAGUGUGCUGAUCAUCCUCCCCCUGGCGCUGAUGAGACAGCUCGGUUACCUGGGAUACACCAGUGGCUUCUCAUUGACGUGUAUGGUCUUCUUCCUCAUUGCGAUUAUCUAUAAGAAGUUUCAGAAACUGUGUCCUCUUCCGGUGUUUGGAAACGAGACCCAUGUCAGCACAGAAAUGGUCUACAUCAACGGGGGGAACUACACAACAGAAGAUGAAUGUACAGCAAAGCUCUUCACCAUUAACACACAGACGGCGUACACAAUUCCCAUCCUGGCCUUUGCGUUUGUCUGUCACCCAGAAGUCCUGCCGAUCUACACUGAGCUCAGAAGCCCGUCAAAGGUCCGAAUGCAGAAGGUGGCAAACUUCUCCAUUUUGGCGAUGUUUAUCAUGUAUUUAACCACGGCGGUCUUCGGCUACCUGACAUUUUACGGGUCAGUGGAACCUGAGCUGCUUCAUACAUACAACAAGGUCGACCCGCUCGACACGUUGAUCCUCUGUGUCCGGCUGGCCGUGCUGGUGGCCGUAACCCUGACCGUUCCUGUGGUCCUGUUCCCGAUCCGUCGGGCUAUUCAGCAGCUCCUGUUUCCUGGGAAGGCCUUCCGAUGGCCUCGGCACGUUGUCAUAGCGAUCUGCCUGCUGUUCUGCGUCAACCUCCUGGUCAUCUUCGUUCCCAACAUCCGGGAUAUAUUUGGAAUUAUUGGUGCCACCACCGCUCCGAGCCUCAUCUUCAUCCUGCCCGGACUCUUCUACAUUCGGAUCGUCCCCAACGACAAGGAGCCCUUGAAGUCCAGGUCCAAGAUCCAGGCUCUCUGCUUUGCGACCGUGGGUUUCAUCUUCAUGGUCAUGAGUUUGAGUUUCAUCAUCGUGGACUGGACGACUGGCAGCGGGGGAGCGGCACGGGGGGGUCACUAAUUGGUACCCGCACUCUUGCCUCGCCUCUCGAGUGUCCCGGGGCACCAAGUGUUUUAUUGCAGUCUCUGCGCCCCUCCUCACUCAUCCCUCUUCCCCGCACUGUACGCUCCAUCCCAAGCUGUCAGGGAUCCCUCUCCCUCCUGAUCUUCCCCCUCCCUCUUUGUGAGAAGGGUGUUACUUUCAAUGGGGGGGUGGAGGGGAGUCAGUAAGUUCAUGUACCGAACUCUAAUAUUUAUUCGGCAAUGCGAGGACUUAUAACUCAAAUGUUGCACCCUUCACCCCUUUUCCUGCUGGACCAGCACCCCCCCAUUCCCAAGGGUUUGUUAGGACCAUCUGGAAAUUGUACCUUGGGAAGGAGGAGGGCUGGGUGCUGGGCCUGGGGCUGGUACUUCUCUACUCCUGCUUGAAAGGGUCCAGGGAGACUUCUGCCUGGACUUGGUGGUGGGUGUGGGGGGGGAGAAUGUUCCUGAGGAGGUGUGUCAGCCCUUUCUCUGUUGGUGGGGGGGUGUGUGUGUGUGUGUAUGUAAGUGUGCCUGCCCAUCUCUGUAUGUAAACUUGCCUGUGUCAGUUUGUGUGCGUCUGCGUGUGUACACCUGUACCGUUGUGCACUGGUCAGUCCGCCUUUAUUGUCUGUCUGUUUGUACACCUGUACCAUUGUGCACUGGUCAGUCCGCCUUUAUUGUCUGUCUGUUUGUACACCUGUAACAUUGUGUGCAGGUUUUAUGUCAGUGUCGUUGUCUGCCUGUUUGUACACCUGUACCAUUGCGUGCAGGUUGUAUUACUAUAUGCAGGCUUGUACGCCUGUAUUGUUGUGAGCCUGUUUGUAUGCCUGUAUUGCUGUCUGCAGGUUUGUAUGUCAAUGUCGUUGUGUGCCUGUACCAUUGUGUGCAGGUUUGUACGCGUGUAUCCCUGUGCCUAUGCAUGCAUAGUGGUGCCUGCAAGGAUGCAUACCUGCCAGUUCACCUGUGUGUGUGCUUGUCUGUGUGCAGUACAUCUGUCUGAUUGCAGAUGGAUUUUUGUGUCUACAUGUAUGUGAGUGCGUGCAGGUCCAGUAAGCCCACGCGUUGGCCACUGAAGCUCGGCACUGCCUUUACUGCACGCUUCCGCACGGUGCUAGAUCUGCUACAGAUCGCCGAGACAGCCCGGGACCCCCCUCUGGGGAGAGUCCAGGGCAGUCGCGUACACAGCGAGAGAACGGCCACAGCUACAGGGUAGGAGUGAUAGGCUGACAAGGGUGUGGGGGAGUAGUUUCUGUUGUACCUCCUGAGGACGCCUGACACCAGACCACCCAAGGCUGGGGUGUGUGCUCAGAAACAGAGGGGAAAGGGGAUUUAAUCAAGGCAAUGAGAGACAGAGACAGCGGGCCCAAUUCCCUUCACCGUUAUUUUUGUUUAAUCAUCUUUCUGGUUUGAUUUAAAGUGAAACCUAUUAUCUCCUAUCAAUGUGUUACACAUAACUUAUCAGAUCUUUAGUUAACUAGACCUAGCCAGUUACCUGUAAUCUCCAUGGUAAUUAAGUAACUGACUCGGAUUAGUCAAUAGGAGAACUCAUACCUGGGCUGCAAGGUCUCGGCCUGAAAUAUUUUCUGCCCAUUUCCAUAAGACCAUAGACAUCUCCCCAUUGGUGCUUCUCACUCAAAAUGCUGGAGUUGACAUUUCGGGCCGAGAUCCUUCCUCAGGACUGGAGAGGAAGGGGGCAGACCCCCGAAUAAGGUGGUCGGGGGAAGUUCUGCCCCCUUCCUUUCAGACAACGGUACACAAAAGUUAUAUAAGACAGUGAAGAAAUAAGGUGCUUCACAGUAUAAAUCUGGGAAUUGUACAGGUACAGUUCUGUGCAAAAGUCUUAGGCACCUGAUCUCAACAUCAUCAAGAAUGUCUGGGAUUACCUGGAGAGGCAGAAGCAAGUGAGACAACCAGAAGAACUCACACCCAACUUUUUUAUAAAAUCUAAGAAAAUUGAUGCCAUUUUAAAGACACAUGGUGGUCACACCAAAUAUUGAUUUGACUUUGUUUCUUUUUUUACUGCUACUGCUCUUUAUAGUAACUUUUUAAGAAACUUUUCUUAAGAAACUUUUCAUUAUUUUUGAAAGCACCUUUGCUUUACAGAAUUUGUUUACAUGUGCCUAAGACUUUUGUAGUUUACUGCAGGUCAUCAGGGGCAAAGCAGUGAUUGUGAGGGAUUUUGAUCUGUAAAUGGGUAGAGUGUGCCAAAUAUACCAUCCUGGUUGGCUACUGACUGGGAUGUGGUACCUCUGGGGACACUGGUGAUUGCGAGAUCCUCUGAUGCCCUCUCCCCUGAUAUCCUGCCGGCUGACAGCCGGAUUGCGUUCGAUGUCUUUGUGCUGGUUGUCAAGUCAAUAGUGUGUGUGUGUCUGGGCUGAGUUCAGGAAUGGCUGCACGUGAUUUAUUUUUGUUAUUUGUUGGAGUGUGUACACUAUCCCGAGGGAAUCAGAAUCAGAUUUAUUAUAACUGACAAAACAAUGUGAAAUGAGUUGCUUUGCAAUGCAUUAAAAAUCGACUUUUAAGUCACAAUAAAAAGAUUGUGCAGGAAUGGAAUAGUGAGGUAGUGUUCAUGGGUUCAGAAAUCUGACGGAGGAGGAGAAGAAGCUGUUCCUAAAACAUUGAGUGUGGAACUUCAGGCUCCUGUACCUCCUGCCCGAUGGCAGCAACGGUAAGAGAGCAUGUCCCAGAUGCUCAGUGUAACGGGGAUAAUGUGGAAUACUGGCUUGUGUGGAAUUUCGGAAAUAAAAUAGACAAGCAACGACAUUACAUUUAGUGUAUAAUGAAGUAAGGGUUGGUCAAUCAUCUGUGAGUUAAAGAGAGGUGGGGGAAGAGUGAUCAUAAUAAAUUUUCUGAAAUUUUAGAAUUUUAUGAGGUCUGAAAUGGAUUCAGUCUAAAACUAGAGUGUUAAAGCAAAUGGGGAGAAAUAAAUUUCAAAGAUUCGCCAACCUAAAAGCAAUGGUUAAAUGUUUAAGAAUUAAUAUGUCGUAUCAGCCUCCUGGCACGGAAACAGGCCAUUUGGCCCAUUGUGCCCCUGCAGGCAGUUUUGCCCAUCUAUAGAACCCCUGCCCCUCAGAUCCUUGUUAAAACCCUUUCCUCACGUCUAGCCCGAGUUCUUAUCAUUGAACGUCAUUUAGUAUUGGAGCAAGACACCUCACAGCACAGGGCAGGCCACCUGGUCCACCAUACUGUGACAAGCUUGUUAAUCUAAUUGCACAUGGACCAUAUCCCUCCCCUCUCUGUUGUUUCACUUGCCCAUCUAAAUGUCUCUUGUGCCUGCCUCUGGCAGCAUGUUUCAGGAACCCACUGCUCUCUCUAAAAUUACUCACCCCGCACAUCUUCUUUCUCACCUUACAGACGCGCACCCCAAUUCUAGACAUUUUGAGCCUGGGAAAAAGAUAUCGGCUGCCUACUUCAUCUAUGCCUCAUGUAAUUAUAUAAACCUCUGUUAAAAUCUACCCUCGGCCUCUGCUGCUCUGCGAAAACAGCCUGCAACACCCCUCCGCCCCCCGACAGUUAGUCCGCCCUCUCCUUGUAAUGCAUGCCCUUCAACCUGGGCAGGCUGCUGUCUGUUAAUGUAAUAAAACGUUCGCUUGUAGUGCGCCGUGUUGUAUGACGUGGGCGAUCAUGGUCUUUCCAUGACUAUGAUUGUUCUUGGUAGAAUUUUUUCUACAGAACUGUUUUGCUAUUGCCUUCUUCUGGGCAGUGUCUUUACCAGACAGGUGACCCCCCCCCCCCCAGCCAUUAUCGAUACUCUUCAGUGAUUGCCUGCCUGGCGUCAGUGGUCGCGUAACCAGGACUUGUGAUGUGUGCCGGCUGCUCGUAUGACCGUCCACUGUUGUGUUGGUCACUGAGGGACAGUGCAGAGAGAACUCGCGCACAGCAGCUUGCAGGCUAUCCGGCUGAACUUUAUCCACCCUCCAGUGUGGAGUGACUAACGAGUGGCAUAGGAUUUAACCCAUUAACCACCAGAGUAUCCACCACCCACUCCCAUGGCCUCACGUGACCCUGAUCGGGGGGCUCAGCAGGUGCUACACCUCGCCCAAGGGUGACCUGCAGGCUAGCAGAGGGAAGGGGCACCUUACACCUCCUUUGGUAGAGACGUAUCUCCACCCCACCACCCCAAGUAAUAUAUACCUUUGGUUAAAAACAAAAAAAAAACAAGACAUAUUCUGGUGUGACUAUUCACAAAAUUAUAGGUAGUUUGGAGAAAAUUAUAGGUAGCAUUUGAUUGUAAGAAAAGAUGUUAUUAUAUAAGUUUGGGAAAAGAUCAGAAAUGAUAUGGCCAAGAAGGGACGGGGAGGUAGAAUUUAGGAAUCAGUGAGAAAUUUAUGAAAAUUUGAAAGGAUUAGCUAAGGUUUCAGACUGAGGACAAGCUGGAUUAUAUUGGGCGGAGGGGGGAGGUGGAAUAAGGGGAAAGCAUUUUGUGUCCGUGCAGAAAGUUUUGUCACUUCACAGGGUCCCAGUUGAGAGUCGUGGAAAGCCACAGGGUGACGCUGUACUGGGUAAAAUCCUGAUGAAGGGUCUUGUCCCCAAACGUCGACUGUUUACUGUUUACUCGUCUCCAUAGACGCUGCCUGACCUGCUGAGUUCCAGCAACACUUUUUUCCCCUUUACACUUGCGUACUGGAAAUCACAUUAAACAAUCUUGAAUCUUGAACUGGGGCUGAAAGGCAAUAAACUGCCAGGCCGUGGGUCCUGUGGAGGUGGUGAAGGAAUCGUCCUCUUCCAGAUUCUGGAAAAUGAAUUGAGAAAGAGAGAGAGAGAGAGAGAAGGAAGCUGGGAGCAGUGGAUCAGCUGUGCUGGAAUCAGUCACAUAGCAAUUUAUUAUUGAGAAAGUUAUUGAAAGCAGCUCAACAAAUAGUACGAGGAUGGUUGAUGUGUGCAGAGGAAGGAGAUCCUGUUUGGCAACCCUGUCCUCGGGCUGUAAAAACAGAACCACUUUAGUGCAAGUUUGUCGUCACAGUCCCGCAUUCUCAGGGUUUAAAUGUCACGUAGCACGAGCUGUGUUGCAGUAGCAGCACAGUGCAUAAAUUAACCCAAACUUAAUUGUAGGUUAACUGAACAUGAACUGCACAGCUCAGUCACCACUUUAUGAGGCUACUUCCUGGACUGCAUAAAGUGGCCACUGAGUGUAUGUCCGUGGUCUUCUGUUGCUGGAGCCCAUCCACUUCAAGGUUCAAUGUGUUGUGCGUUCAGAGAUGAUUUUCUGCACACCACUGUUGUAACAAAUGGUUAUUUCAGGUACUAGCACCUUCCUGUCAGCUUGAAGCAGUCUGGCCAUUCCCCUCUGAGCUCUCUCAUUAACAAGAUGUUUUCACCCAGAGAACUGCUGCUCACUGUAUAUCUUUCUGUUUUUCGCCCCAUCUCUGUAAACUGUUGUGCAUGAAAAUCCCAGGAAAUCAGCAGUUUCUGAGGUACUAAAACCACCCUGUCUGGCACCAACAAUCAUUACACGGUCAAAAUCACUUAGAUCACAUUUCUUCCCCCAUUCUGACAUUUGUUCUGAACAACUGAACCUCGUGACCAUAUUGGUAUGCUUUGAUGCAUUGAGUUGCUGCCACGUGAUUGGCUGAUUAGAUAUUUGCAUUAAAGAACAGGAGUACCUAAUAAAGUGGCCACUGAGUAUACAUUUAAAUUUAUUUUUCCCCACUAUUUAAGGGGACAGGCAUUGGACUAAUGAUCUGAAAGGCCACCUCUGCCGGUGAUAAGAAAUUGGGUUUGCGAAUCGGUGGGAAAGUAGGAUACCAAUCAGAUGGAAAAUCUGAAGGAGCAGUAGCGACUGUAAUUUAAUCCCUAUAACUGUGAGGGGAAUCAGGAUUGUUUAUUAUCACUGGCAUACAGUACUGUGCAAAAAGGUUAGGCAAAUAUAUAUAGCUAGGGUGCACAGUACUGUAUUUGUCAACGUGGAGAGCUAGCUUGUAAACCUGGAUGGAGAAAUGGCAAGGGAAGUGGCAGCGAAGGAGUGUCAGGGCGAGAGUAACGUCGCUACAGACACACCCAGCCCUGAGACACCAGGCAAGUUCAUUUAAUUCCAAACAAUUGGUUUAUUGAUCUUUGCAGAAAUGUCUCUCUGGUACUUCCCCCUCCCUCCCCUCUCCCUUCCCCCUUCCCACUCUCACUCCACAAUAGAGACCCACAUCAGAAUCAGGUUUAUCAUCACUCACAUAUGUCAUGAAAUUUAUUUUUUGGCAGAUGUACAGAGUAAUACAUAAAAUUAGUACAGUACAGUGCAAAAGUCUUAGGCACCGGAGCUGUACGUAUAUACACACCUAAGGCUUUUGAACAGUGCUGAGUGUCGUGAAAUUGGUUGUUUGUGCACUUUGAGAAGGCAAGCAAUGAGACACGACAAGCCGUCGAUAGUGUAGCAGCGAGUACAAUGCUUUAGAGCAAUCAGUGAUCUGGGUUCCAUUCCCACUGCUGCCGAGUUUGUGUGUUCUCCCUGUAGCUGCAUGGGUUUCCUCGGGGUGCUCUGGUUUCCUCCCACAGUCCAAAGACUUGCGGAUUAGGGUUAAUGAAGCUGUGGCUAUGCUAUGUUGGUGCCAGAAAGGCCUCGUUUACAGGCUUCCCCCCCACUACCCCCUCGGUCUGUGUUGGUCAUUGAUGUAGACGAGGCCUUUCUCAGUUUGUGACAACUAAAGAUAGUCUUUUGUAACAUACACAAAGUGGAGGUUGAUAGGUUCUUGAUUGGUGGGUGCAUCAAAGGUUACAGGGAGAGGUCAGGAGAAUGGGGUUGAGAGGGAUAAUAGAUCAGCCAUGAUGGAUUGGCAGAGCAGAUGUGAUAGGCCAAUGGCCUAAUUCUGUUCCUAUGUCUUAAGGUUAUGGUAACAUGCUAAAAACAUACAGAAAUGCUGGAGGAAAUCAUAAAUGAGUAAACAGUCGACGUUUCGGGCUGAGACACUUCUUCAGGACUGAGAAGGAGGGGGGAGGACACCAGAAUAAAAAGGUGGGGGGAAUGGAAGGAGGCUAGCUAGAAGGUGAUAGAUAGGUGAAGCCAGGUGGGUAGGAAAAGUAAAGGCCAGAAGGAGGAAUCUGACAGGAGAGGAGAGUGGACACCAGGGGGAAGGGGAGUCCUUAAUCACGUUUAAUGUAAUCUUUCUCAGGGAGGGGGGCACUAAAAACCAGAGGGCAUAGGUUUAAGGUCAGAGGUAAGAGAUUUAAAAGGAACAUCAGGGGCAGCUUCUUCACGCAACCGGUGGUGCUUAUUUGAAAUGAGCUGCCUGAAAUAGUGGCCGAGCCAGCCAUGUUGGCAACAUUUGAAAGCUGUCUCAAUAAGAGAGUGGAUGGGUGAGGUUUAGAGGGCAGUUGGCCAAACACGGGCACAUGGGACUAGUUCACAAGGCAACAUGGCUGGCAUGGAUGAGUUGGGCCGAAGGACUUGUUUCUGUGCCGUCUGCCUCAACUACACAUGACAGAAGUAACCACGACAUACAUCAGUCACAAGGGAUUCUGCAGCUGUUGGGAACCUUGAGCACACAAAAUGCUAGAGGAACUCAGCAGGUUGGACAGCAUCUAUGGAGGGAAAUGAGCAGUCAGUUUUUUGGCCCAAGAUCCUUCAUCUCUUCAUAGGUGCCGCCCCACCUGCAAUUUGUGUGCGUUGCAGAAUUGUGGUUAAAAUUACCCCAGGUUGAUUGCUAUUUCUAGGGUGCUCCGAAAGGAUUCGAAAUAAAGCGAGCUUUAAACCAAGGGCAGAGGAUGGUGGAAGGAAAUCUGUUCUCUUUACCCUCGCCAUAGGACCUAUUUAUUGACUUGCAUUGAACUCCACGGUCAGUAUUGUGAGGUUGGAACCACUCUGCCAGGUGCUUGAGCAUCUGAAGUAGAAGCCCAACCAUUACACUGCACCUGUGCAGGUGUAGACUGGUGAAGAAUUUGUAAUUAUGUCUGAGGGAACAAGUCUCACUACCUGUGACCAGUGACCACCAGGAUGUUAAACUGUUAAAACCCUAAGCCCCAUUCUUCGGUAGUGAACAGUGUGGAUAUAGAAUGGUACUACUUUUUAGACAGGAGCCUGGCCCAGCACGUGUGUGUGUGGGGUGUGUGUCUGGACAUGUGUAUGUGUGUGUAUACAUGUCCUGUCUGUAUUUCCCUGAGUGUGUCUGUCUGUUUCUGUCUGUUUGUCUUUCUGGGUGUCUGUUUCUCUGUGUGUAUCUUUCUGAAUGUGUCUGUGUGUGUGGCCUUUCUGCGCGUGUCUCUCUCUGAGCGUGUCUCUCUUUCUGAAUGUGCAUCUGUUUCUGUAUGUGUGUCCUUCUCUUUCUGCUUGUGUGACUGAUUCUCUUGCUCAGGCUGAAACAACACCCUGUGAAAUCGAGAGGAACCCCCUCCCCCAUGCUCUGCUAUACUAAUGCUGUGUGGCUUCUUUGACCUUGCUUCACCUGGGUGCCUGGCUUGCAUUCCGAGUUUACCCGGCUACUUAACCCAGUAAACUAUGCCUUGUCUGUCCCUCCUGCAACCUCUCCCAGCCCUCCCUCCACCCCUUGCGGGGAAAAAAAGCAAAAACUGAUAGCAGAAAAAAUUUCUCGGUAAUUUUAUUUUUAGAAAGAUCUGAAAGGGCAAGUCAAUAUUUAAGGAAAGUUAGUAUUGUAGCUUUAGCAAUUGCUGUAACUUUUUUGGAGCUGUUUUACUCUGUGUGCAUUUUUUGUUCAAUUGCGAGGAAGACUCUUUGCAGUUGUUUAGCCAAACCAUUACUUGCAGUGGGGUUGGGGUGGAAAAGGUUUCAGCCCUUAGUUAUAUAAAUACGAGUGAAUUUUAUGCUGUACAGAACAGCGUUUACUGAGGAAGAAAACUGAAGUUUAUUGAAAAUCUUCUGUACACUGUACCUAUGUUAAUUAACACUGAUGUGCCCCGGAAUAGAAUGAUGGAUUUGAACUCAAACUGCUUGGCUGGCUCUUAUUAUAC
Molecule: messenger RNA, 10909 nt
Organism: Mobula hypostoma (lesser devil ray)
Lineage: Eukaryota; Metazoa; Chordata; Chondrichthyes; Myliobatiformes; Myliobatidae
Product: sodium-coupled neutral amino acid transporter 3-like
Exons: 16
Coding region: 513-2015 (500 amino acids)
Biological process (GO): L-histidine transmembrane transport; glycine transport; L-glutamine transport
Cellular component (GO): plasma membrane
Molecular function (GO): L-glutamine transmembrane transporter activity; glycine transmembrane transporter activity
Source: RefSeq, a predicted model, not a curated record